Molecule: messenger RNA, 1398 nt
Organism: Drepanopeziza brunnea f. sp. 'multigermtubi' MB_m1
Lineage: Eukaryota; Fungi; Ascomycota; Leotiomycetes; Helotiales; Drepanopezizaceae
Biological process (GO): protein N-linked glycosylation
Cellular component (GO): Golgi membrane
Molecular function (GO): glycosyltransferase activity
Source: RefSeq, a predicted model, not a curated record
AUGUCGCGCAGCCCAUCUCCCAGGCUCGGGGGUGGUGGAGGAUGGGCUAGCCCAGGUCUCACCAGCCCCGUUGAGAUCAAUGGUCGGUCCAGCCCAUCGCAGUCAUAUCGUGGUGCCAAUGGAGAUCUCACCUCAGUGACAUGGGAGUCGGCGAAAGCAAAGACGGAAGGCGUCAAUGGCUACCCGUCAUUCUCAACUCGGCACAAUGGCUUCUUCAGCAGGCAUAUGCGGUCCUUCUCGAACAGUCUUCCGAGGUUCAACAUGAGUGGGGAAAAGAGCUAUGCAGAGAAGGAAAAGCUAGGCCGAGGACGGUGGAUGCCGAGAGAUGGGAGCAGGUUGGGCCGAAUAAGGAAUGCUGUCACAAGAAGCAGCCGCAAGACGAGACUUCGGAUUCUGAUGGUACUCGGACUGAUCGUCGCAUACAUUCUGUUCUAUUCAACACCUGCGGUAUAUUACUGGCGGCGAUCAAAGCACAUCGGAGGCGGAGGCAAGAGGCAUGUUAUCAUACUGGCAGCUAAUCAAGGCGGUGGAGUAAUGGAGUGGAAGGGUCCUCGGGAGUGGGCAAUCGAGCGGGACAGUGUACGCAAUAAGAAGAAGUACGCUGCCAAGUGGGGAUACGACCUUGAGAUUGUAGAUAUGAGCACGAAGAAGAGAUACGCCCAUGAGUGGAGAGAGAGUUGGGAGAAAGUUGAUACAAUUCGAAAUUGCCUGAAGAAGUACCCAGACGCAGAGUGGUUCUGGUGGAUGGACCUCAACACCUUUAUUAUGGAGCCCUCCUACUCCCUCCAAUCCCAUAUCUUCAACAACCUGGCCGCAAACACCUAUCGCGAUAUAAAUGAAUACAAUCCCCUCAACAUAACUCACCCUUUCCAAGCCAAGCACCUGGAUGCAGACGCCCGCAGUCCAGUCGGUGACAACAAGGUUUCCUCCAUAAACCUCAUCGUCCCACAAGACUGCUCUGGCUUCAACCUUGGCUCCUUCUUCAUCCGCCGUAGCUCCUGGACCGACCGCUUGCUGGACGUAUGGUGGGACCCUGUGGGCUACGAGCAAAAACACAUGGAGUGGGAGCACAAAGAGCAAGAUGCCCUCGAGUUCCUGUACAUUAACCAGCCAUGGAUCCGCCCUCAUACAGCCUUCAUCCCGCAGCGCAAGAUCAAUUCGUUCCCCGCAGGCGCCUGCUCAGAGAAUGGCAACGAUACGCGUAUUCAUUAUGACAAGAAAGACCGUGAUUUCGUCGUCAACAUGGCCGGCUGCGAAUGGGGACGAGACUGCUGGGGGGAGAUGUACAAUUUCCGUGAGCUGAGCAACUACCUGAACCGCACGCUUUGGGAGAAGUUCAAGGAGGACCUGGUGGCGGUCAUCUGGUUCAAGAUUACGGGGAAGAAGGUCAGGUUGUAA